UCUGCAGCUCGGUCGAUCUGAUCGCCAGGCUGACGUCCAUCAGCGGUAAAGGUCGAUAUCGACCCAGCCGGCGGUUCACUUGAUGCAGCUCUGAAAAGAGGCGGUGACAUGACAGACGAGUCUGAUGUCACACCAGGCAUGUCACGCUCGCGCGCCAGACAGAGAGAGAGAGACUUCUCUCCUGGAACUGUCCUUCACCAGCGUCGGCAGCCCGUUCCUGCCUCUCAUGAGCGACGCCGGCGACUAUGACGGCGGCGGCGGGGACGACGACCACUUCGACGACGGCGAGGAGCAGGCCUAUAACCCAGACGAUCUGCAUGAGGAUGGCGAGGGACUCGUAGCAGAGGGCGAUGAGGCGACCGGUGUGGUGCCGUCUGGCCAAGUGCCGGACGGAAAAUCGAUGCCACAGACAGCAAACUCGGAACGGAUCACUACGCCUUACAUGACAAAGUAUGAGAAGGCACGAGUGCUCGGCACGCGGGCUCUCCAGAUCAGCAUGAACGCCCCCGUUCUCGUGACUCUGGAGAACGAGACUGACCCGCUCGAGAUUGCGAUGAAGGAGCUAGCGCAAGGCAAGAUACCGCUCAUCGUCAGGCGGUUCCUUCCAGAUGGCAGCUACGAAGAUUGGACAGUCCAAGAGCUACUCAGAGACUGAUCUGUUCCCCAGAGAUCGGUGCUGCUCCAAGCGAGCCAGAGGUCUGUGGAAAUGGCUGCCCGCAUGAGACACGGCUGCUCAGCUUGUUGUACGUUUGCAAACCAGCAAAAGGGCAUGUCAACAUUGCAGUGCUCAGACACGA
Messenger RNA from Mixia osmundae IAM 14324, 797 nucleotides. RefSeq lists its product as uncharacterized. Gene Ontology annotation, cellular component: RNA polymerase II, core complex; RNA polymerase I complex; RNA polymerase III complex. Gene Ontology annotation, molecular function: DNA-directed RNA polymerase activity; DNA binding. Lineage: Eukaryota; Fungi; Basidiomycota; Mixiomycetes; Mixiales; Mixiaceae. The transcript is spliced from 5 exons. The record is from RefSeq and is a predicted model, not a curated record. The coding region runs from base 227 to 655 and encodes 142 amino acids. Gene Ontology annotation, biological process: DNA-templated transcription.